Molecule: messenger RNA, 2724 nt
Organism: Rhagoletis pomonella (apple maggot)
Lineage: Eukaryota; Metazoa; Arthropoda; Insecta; Diptera; Tephritidae
Product: oxysterol-binding protein-related protein 9-like
Exons: 10
Coding region: 1084-2541 (485 amino acids)
Cellular component (GO): cytosol; intracellular membrane-bounded organelle; membrane
Molecular function (GO): sterol binding
Source: RefSeq, a predicted model, not a curated record
UGCUCAAGUUCCGACUAUUUACUUUAAUAAAAUUUAAACAACGAACGCAAAUUACAUAUUUUGCUUUUAAAAUCGACUCAAAAUAUUUUAAUGCAAAUCUAGAAUAGAUUAGAUUGUUUCCGUUUUUCAAUACUAGUGCAUUUUCUCAGCCUAACACAGUGAUUCCAUUUUGAUGCGUCUAAUCGUAACAAAAGGCGAAGGUUUUCCUAAAUUGGCUCUUUUUAGUGUGUGUGUAUGUUUAAAGCGAAAUACGGGUACAACAAAACCGUAAAAUUCGAAUUGCACAGCGUAUACUAUAUGUAUAUGCACCGACUAUAUACCGACUGAUUUCGGCGAAAUUUGGCAUGUGUUCAACUUAAAAUGACGCAUCUGUCGCAGAUGACGUUGCUGAACAGUGCUGGCCCCUCUGCGCUGCUCGUCGCAGUAUCAUAACGGCAUAGAUAUGUUUCCGUUUGUUGUUUGUGUGCGCUGACUCGAAUAUUUUUAUUGUACUCGUAUAUAUAGUACUACUUGGUAUGCACAUUAUUACUUGAAUAAGCAAUAAAUUUAAUUGAGCGAAAAGGUUCGGGCGCCUAAAAUUAUGCAAUGCAAAACAUUUUCAGUGCUCAGUGUCAUUUGGUCGUUUGCUAAGUGCCCUGCCGGUCGACACUGAUUCGCGCCGCUGGACUCGGAAUUUAUUAAGAAAAAAAUCGCAGCACUACGCAUUCACAUACAAACACGCACACACUCGGACACACUGCGAGUCGUAUUAUGCUGGACAAACACGCACACGCCCACACUGCUCGUCCUUAGCCGCCACCACACCGCAGCCGUGACAAGUACUUGCAUGCGUGACGCCGUUCACACACGCACCGCAGGCAAGUUUUUUUGCGAUAAAUUGCUCGUAAACGCAUUCCAAGGAAUCUCGACGGCAUUGUCGCCCUGCCGCCUGUGCUCGCAUUUGACACGACACUUAAGCCCAUCCAGCGGCAGUCAGCUGUCGCUCAGUCGGUCGGUUAGCCAGUCUGUUGAGGCAUCUAAAGCUUCUUGAUUUACUUCUCAAAUAUUUACACACGCACAAGUCGGUCGCCGUUUCGCCAAGAGAUGUUCAAGAAAUGGGUGCGACGUGUCAGCUUCAGUGCCACACGUAGCUUCUCAGUGGAAACGUCAUCGCCUACAAACGAAAAUGCACCGGACACAUUUCCACCGAAGGGUAGUGCCUCGGCGGACAUGAGUGCAAAAUCAUCGAUCGUCGAUCGACUAGAUGAUUACCAGACAGCACUGUCUACUGUUUCGGAAAGCUUACCAACCGGUUCAUCAACAACUGCUGCAGCAUCUGCGCCACGACGAAGUGGCGAUGCAACAUUCCAAAAUUACGGUGAGGAAGGCUCCAUCGAUUACGAUGCGCUGUACGAGGAGGAGGAGGACUGUACAAUCAGUAUGGAAGCGCACGGUUCGAUGAUUUCCCAUCUCAUAUCCCAAGUGAAGAUUGGCAUGGACUUGACCAAAGUCGUAUUGCCCACAUUCAUUUUGGAACGACGCUCAUUGCUAGAGAUGUACGCCGAUUACUUUGCACAUCCGGAUCUAUUCCUAAGAAUUGCCGAGAUGGAAACACCUCGUGAUCGUAUUGUUGAGACUUGUCGCUGGUAUUUGAGUGCCUAUCACGCUGGUCGAAAAAGUGCUGUCGCCAAAAAACCUUACAAUCCCAUAUUGGGUGAAGUUUUUCAAUGCUAUUGGGAUAUACCAGGUGAAGUACCCGACGAGACUGCAGUUAGUGACGGGCCGGUGCCCUGGUGUCAUCGCAAUCAACUGACGUUCUUGGCGGAACAGGUUUCACAUCAUCCGCCAAUUUCCGCCUUUUAUGCUGAACAUGUUAAUAAGAAAAUUACUUUCUCCGCGCAUGUUUGGACCAAAUCGAAAUUUCUUGGCCUUUCCAUCGGAGUGCAUAACAUCGGCGAAGGUAUUGUUACACUGGUAGACCAUAGUGAGGAGUAUAUAGUAACGUUUCCAAAUGGAUAUGGCAGAUCUAUUUUAACCGUCCCAUGGAUCGAAUUGGGUGGCACUGUGGAAAUACGUUGCCCGCAGACAGGAUAUCAUGCUACAAUUGAAUUCUUAACAAAGCCAUUUUAUGGCGGCAAGCGGAAUAAAGUGACUGCAGAGAUAUAUGCACCCAAUGAGAAGAAGCCAUUCGUGUCAAUAGCUGGAGAAUGGAGCGGUCUUAUGGAAGCCAAAUGGCAUGAUAAAAAUAAAACUGAAGUAUUCGUAGACGUAAAUCGUAUUCCAAUAUUUAAGAAACAAGUUCGACCAAUCGUUGAACAAGAAGAAUACGAAUCCAGGCGUGUGUGGAAGGAGGUGACAGCGGGACUCAAAUUUAACGACAUCGAAAAAGCCACAAACGCCAAAUGCGCAGUGGAACAAAUUCAACGUGACCAAGCGAAGAACAGGAAAGAGACAGAGAUACAGUGGGAGCACAAGCAUUUCCGACCGGUUGGUGAUAACUGGAUCUACACAAAGCCACUUAGCCAGCGCGUAUACCAACAGGAAAAGGAGAGCAAGAGAUAAUAAAGAAAUGUCGGCAAUCAUCCAUGAGGCACCCCAAUACCGACGACGACAAAUGAAGAGAGGGAAGAGGACGAAGAGCAUCACUGCAAACAAAAUCGUUAAGUGGUGUAAACGUUUGAGGAAAAAUCUGAUAAUGUUGGGUGGGUGGAGAAUGUGAAACUGAAUGAAAAAAAAACCAAAACC